Molecule: messenger RNA, 207 nt
Organism: Strongylus vulgaris
Lineage: Eukaryota; Metazoa; Nematoda; Chromadorea; Rhabditida; Strongylidae
Source: the annotation of a GenBank genome assembly
AUGUCUCGUUUUCCUACACUUUCGCCAAACACAAUGGAUUUUCUUGGUAAUCUGGAUCGGCAAGAGAAUGGUUUACCUGAAAAUCAACGAAGAGAAUUUGAAUUGGCUGUGGAAACUGAACUGGAAGAUGUACUAGAAGCAUUCAAUGCUGAAGUUAAAAACGUUCCUAAUCAACAAUUGAAUGAUGCGCACUUAAACAAUAAAUAA